Molecule: messenger RNA, 4034 nt
Organism: Diabrotica virgifera virgifera (western corn rootworm)
Lineage: Eukaryota; Metazoa; Arthropoda; Insecta; Coleoptera; Chrysomelidae
Product: transforming growth factor-beta-induced protein ig-h3
Exons: 11
Coding region: 168-2735 (855 amino acids)
Biological process (GO): cell adhesion; extracellular matrix organization
Cellular component (GO): extracellular matrix
Molecular function (GO): cell adhesion molecule binding
Source: RefSeq, a predicted model, not a curated record
AUCUUCGGCGAUGAGCGCAGCCCCACCAUUUGGAAUUGUUUAUAUAUGGGGGCUCCUGCGGUGAUGGUGGAUCAGUUGGUAAACAGAAAAAGAGAAUUAAUUUAGCCGGUUUUCCGCGAGUUCUACAAGCGGUUUUUUUAUAUAGAUAGUAAAACGGGUUCGCGAAAAUGCUUGGGAAAGCAUUUCUUUUUUUGAGUGCUCUGUUGGUUGUGCGAGCAGCGCAGUCUGAUUUUUACAGUGACCUUAGCCUCUUCCAUGAGCUCCAACAGCCAUACAGGGCAAAUUGGAAUUGGCACAAUCCCGUCGUGAAUCCAAGACGCGCGAUCGAAGAGGAACUAGCAUCUGCAGAAGACGACAGCGAUGAACGCGAACCUCUAGCCAAAGACUACAAAGAUCCACCUGCUGCCAGUUCGGAGCAAAAACCUGUCUUGGUGCCUAAACCAAAGCCCAAUCUGAAAUCGAUACCCGAAAAGCCUGAAAUUUCUGAUUUACCUGAGAAUCCAGAAAGACCUUUAACUGAGCUUCUUCCGGGUGGUGUGGUGGAUGUUAAUUCCGAUGGUUUUGGAGGUCCUUUCAAUCCUUUUGGGCCAGAGUUUGACUUUUCUUCGUCUUUUGGAGUUGGAAACUCGAAGCCUUUCGGAAUUGGAGAUUUGUUUAAUUCGUUCCAGGGCAGUCAGUGGUGGAAGGGAAAGAACGUUUGCAUCGAAAGAGAAGAGAGUACCGAUGACGAUGAAGACAGUGACGAGGACCAAAGCAAUGAAGAAGGCAAGAAAAAUUCAACAUCUUCAACAUCGAAGGCCUCAAAAGCUCUUCCUGACUUGUUUUCCACUUCAAUAAGCUUGUCCAACUGCUUCGAAACUGCAUCCAAAUAUGAAUGUGUCACAAAAAUAAAUAACCAUGGCGUCUUCAAGACUUUUACAGUUCGCUACAAGUGCUGCUAUGGAUAUACUAGAACUAGAGGAGGUGGAUGCGACAAAAAGGCAGAUCUUAAACCUAUUUUGGAGACUUUGGACGACAUCAAGGCUUCGGAGUUUAGAAAUUUAAUCAAAACAAGUCAGCUAGACGAAAAAUUCACGGAUAGCAACUGUUCUUUGUUCGUGCCUACGGAUGAUGCUCUAACUGAGUACAAUGAUAAAAUGGUAGAGAUGAACAACGUUGUAAGAAGACGUAGAGGCCUCGGUCAACAUCUUUCAACCCGCGAUCUGGUAUUAAGUCACGCUGUAGAAGGUUUCGUUGAUUUAACGGAUCUAGCGAAUGAUGACGUGAUAUAUAGCGAAAACAACAACAGUUCUAUCAGAGUCAACAUAUAUCCAACAAACACCAGGGAAAGACUUGUUACUGUCAACUGUGCUAGAGUUAAAACACCAAACGUCUUGACCAAAAACGGUAUUAUCCAUGUCACAGAUGGUGUUGUUCUCCCAGCUACCCAAGACAUUGAAACUAUUAUUAAGACUCAUCCUCGAUUGACUAAUUUAAAGGAAGCUAUAUCAAAAACGGACAUUCCCAGCCACAUUAAGCCAGAUGGACACUAUACCGUAUUUGCACCUACCGAUGAAGCAUUUAAUAAGUUGGAUGAGGUACAGAAGCAGAAGAUUCUGAGAGGAUCUGGAUGUGCCUCAAGUAUCCUGAAAUUCCAUUUCACUGCUCACACUGUAUGUUCUCCCGCAAUUAUUGGGAAUGCCACAACUCACAACGUUGAAGGAGAUUUGUUAAACCUGGAAAGAACCGUUGAUGAUGAACUGAUCUUAGAACGCAAAGCAAAAUUAGUUGGUACUGAUAUCAUUGCUACCAACGGUGUUAUUCAUUUGAUCGAUGCUGUAAUUGUACCAGAUGCAGGUCUCUAUAUUGGUAACGUACUUAAACACCAAAACUACACAAAAUUCCAGGAACUCAUCCAGAAAGCUGAGCUGGAAGAACAAAUUAACGAGCUCCAAAAUGCUACAGUAUUCGUUCCAAGUAAUCAAGCUUUUGAAAGUCCAGAAGGAAAGAAGUUAUUGAGCGAGAUUGAAAACGACAAAGAGAAGCUAAAAGAAAUAGUCAGGUAUCACACACUUCAGGGUCAGCUACAAUCAGGAGAUAUGAAUAAUAACGAAAAGUUGGUCACGUAUGAUAAUGGAAGAGAACUUAGAUUGAAUCUCUAUUCAACUUUACCUCUAUUCACCAACAUCGUAAAUCGCGCCACAGUAAACUGCGCAAGGCUAGUAGGUUUCGACGAAAAAGCAUGCGGUUCCACCAUUCACGAAGUCAACCAAAUCUUGGUACCACCCACCAGAAAUAUCUUGGAAGUUAUCGAAAACGACGCGAGAUAUUCUACCCUCAAAGCUUUACUGAAAGACACAGAAUUGGAGAAAAUUCUGCAGGAAAAUAAUAGAUCAUUGACAUUGUUAGCACCUACAGAUGAAACAUUUGCAGCUUUGGACGAGAAGGAUCGUGAGGCGUUACUGAACGAUAAGAAAAAAGCAGAACAGAUUUUGAAGCAUCAUGUAUUAACUGAGGUUCUGUGCUGCUCAGGCGUCGGUCCACAUUCCUGGGGUUUUAGCAGUUUUAUUUCAACUCUGGCCAACACGCAGAUAGAAGUAGCCCGCACCGGAAGCAGGAUCCGCGUUAACAGAGCAGUAGUCACUAGCUGUGAUAAUUUAGCAACGAACGGAGUCGUACACACCGUCAACAAAGUAUUAUUGCCCAGGCAACCACCCGUUUCGUCUAUCGGUGGUUUCUUCCUCUUCGAUCUUUAGAGUUUUUAAAGUGAUUUAGAAUCAUCGUGUAAUGCAGAUUUUGGCUUUCCAUCCAUUACGUUUGUAUACUUCGUUCAUUUUCAAACUAAGCUCAGACGCUAGUUUCAGACACGUGAUCGGUGGGUGUGCCAUGUCUUCUCAGAUUGUCAUUGGUUACAAAUUACUUUCUAACCAAUGACAAAACGAGGACACGAUACAUCUUUAAAGUGUCUAAAACUGUCUUCUAAGCUUAUCAUGAGAAUGAACGUGGUACAGUGUGUAACUUGCAAGCACAUGAGACCUCCAUUUAUAAUAAUUUUUUAGUUGAGAAAUCAUGUGAUCCUUCUGGUAAAGACUAUGAUUUAGGAUUGGUCCAGUCAAAUAAUCGUCUUAAUCAAAAAAGAGAUCAGCAAUGUAUCGAUCAAGAGAAAGGCAAUUCUCUCAGAAAUCAUUUAGUAAGUCGGAAAGAAUACUAUAUGGAUAUGUGUGUCUAUACCAAGUCUAUGGUCUAUGUCUAUACCAAGCAGUAGCGUAUCUAGGCAUUGGCCUUGAGAGGGGACUUCCAAUAAAACACCAACCAAGAGACAUAAAAAAGAUAAGCCCAAUCCACAUAAAAGGCUUAAAUAAUAACUUAUAUGCAUUAAGUUCUCAUUUUCCUAACUAGAGGAUUUAUUAAGUUGAAUUUGUCUGUCUGUUGUUUAAGUUUCAUGUCAGCGAAUAUAUAUUUAUUUCAACAAUUUUUUUCUUAAUUUUUGACCUUGUUAGGGGGGUAAAUUUCCUCAUUUUCCCUCCAUGUACUGCCGCCUCUGUUACCAAGAAUUGCUGCUGCAUCAUAAUGAAAUAAAGACAUGUAAGAAUUUUGGUACUCUGGCGAUUGAUAUUUUCUAUCAAAGUUUGAUUUAAUGUAUUUUAAUUCAUAAAAAAGUUUUUGUUUAUUGUUUUAGAAAAUUUGUGCGAAUCUACACUAUAUAAUUGUAUUUUAAUUAUAAUUUCUUGUUGCUUUGUACUACAUAUAUUUUGGUUUUGUGGUUAAGUCAUAUCUGCUGCCAGGAUGCGACGUAACAGAUAUGCCUUUUUAUCAUAUCUAGCGAUUGCUUGAACAAAAAAUCUACAAUAUACGAUGAUUUAAUGACUGAACUUAAUGUACUUGUGUUGUUAAUAUCAUUUUACCCAGAUAAAAUUUAGGACGAAGAUGCAUUAAGCUACCUGGGUAGAAAUUGAACAAAAAAAAGAUAAUUUAUUUUUUAUUUUAGUAUUUUAUUCUAGGAGUAUAAUGUGUUAGCUUGUAUUAGUCUAGCAAUAAAGUUUUAAUGUUUAAAA